Messenger RNA from Amaranthus tricolor (Joseph's coat), 2046 nucleotides. Its product is annotated as probable leucine-rich repeat receptor-like protein kinase At1g35710. The coding region runs from base 1 to 2046 and encodes 681 amino acids. The transcript is spliced from 4 exons. The record is from RefSeq and is a predicted model, not a curated record. Lineage: Eukaryota; Viridiplantae; Streptophyta; Magnoliopsida; Caryophyllales; Amaranthaceae. Gene Ontology annotation, molecular function: protein binding.
AUGGCACCAAACGAAACCUUAUACGGGAGAAAAUGUCGAGUGCCGUUGUGUUGGGAUCAGAUGGAUCGAAAUGUGCCUGAAGGAACAGAUCUUAUCCAAGACUCUAUUGAUAGUUUGAGGGUGGUACAAGAGAACAUAAAGGCAGCACAAAUUAGACAGAAAAGUUAUGCAGACAACCUUCCCAAAGCUUUUCAAUUUGAUGGAGAUAAAGAAGCCUUACUUGAUUUCAAGCACAGAAUCAAGCAUGAUCCAUACAAGCUCCUAAGUAAUUGGCUGCCCGACACUGACUGCUGUGCGACAUGGAAUGGCGUCUAUUGCGACCCUGUGCACGGCCGUGUUGUUAAACUUUCUUUUUACGACCCUGAAGAUUUCUCGUACCCUGACGACAUUAAUCUUUCAGGUAUAUUAUCCCCUUUCCUUGGAAACCUUACCUUUCUCGAACAACUUGACCUUAGUAACUGUAAAGAACUAAGUGGUCCUAUUCCUGCACAAUUGGGUAAGCUAUCUCAUUUGACUACUCUUAGUCUAAACAAGAAUAAGCUAAAUGGUUCAAUACCCAUCUCUAUUGGUCGUAUCCGUACGUUAAACCAGCUUGAUCUUAGUUCAAAUACUUUAUCUGGUACCAUACCCGACUCUAUUUUUCAUUCAUUUACAUCUCUAACAUAUCUGAUUUUGUCCAAUAAUGAGUUUAGCGGUCCGAUUCCAUCCUCAAUCAUCAAUAUGAGAUCACUUGCAUAUCUUGAUCUAGGAGAGAACAAAUUUUCAGGUAACAUUCCUAAAAAUAUUGGAAAACUAGAGAAUCUCUAUUUUAUAUCUUUGUAUAAUAACCAAAUUAGUGGUAAUAUACCUGAUUCCAUAGGCAAACUAUCCCAAUUACAAUAUUUAACUAUGUACAAUAAUAGACUCAAUGGCCCAAUCCCAUCAACAAUAGGUCAACUUAUUUCUUUGCUAGGUUUGGAAUUGAAUAAUAAUUCAUUAACAGGUAUUUUACCAGAUUCCAUUGGUAAUCUUUUAAAUAUUACCCAAAUUUACUUACAGGAUAAUAUGCUAACAGGAUAUAUCCCUUCAAGUCUUGGAAAUUUAACUACAUUAUCCUUCUUAUACUUGCAAAACAAUCAAUUCAUAGGGCCACUACCUCCUCAAUUAUGUCAAAUGAAGAACUUACAAUAUCUAGAUUUGUCAAAUAACCCAUUUUCUAUGGGUAAAAUACCCAAUUGGUUGUCAAAUUGCUCACUUUUAUCAUUAAAUUUAGCAAAAACUGGGAUUAAUGGGUACCUACCAAAAUGGCUAUCUUUAUCAAAUAUAAACUACCUUGAUUUGUCGAACAAUGAAAUCGAAGGGAAGUUGCCUAAAUGGAUAGGGAACAUGACCAAUUUAAGCCACCUUAACAUAUCCAAUAAUAGAUUUUACUCUACUAUCCCAAAUGAGUUCAAGAAUCUUUCUUUACUUAUGACUCUUGAUCUUCACUCAAACAAUUUUACCGGGUCAUUGGAGUCUAUUUUUGAUAAGAUUACAUAUGAGACUCUUGGGUGGUAUGAUUUCUUGGAUGUGUCAAGUAACAUGUUUACGGGUCCAAUCGACAUGAACAUAGGUAAUAAGCCGGCUAUACAGUUCAUUACUUCCUUAAUUUUAUCGAAUAAUCCUUUGGGAGGGAACAUACCCAAAUCACUUGCUAAUUUGGUACAGUUCCAAGAUUUGGAAUUAGAGGGUAACAAGCUUUCAGGGCCAAUUCCAAAAGAAAUUGGAAGUAAUAAAGAAUUGUCGUCGAUUAAACUGUCGAGAAAUUACUUAACUGGAAGUAUUCCAAGGAAAGUAUUGAACUUGGAAGGGUUGCAAGAGUUUGAUGUUUCGUAUAAUAUGUUAAGUGGGGAGAUUCCAUCUCACAAGGGUGAUUUUCCUGUUUCUUCGUUUUUGGGUAAUCCUGGUCUUUGUGGUAAUCCAUUACCUCUUUGUCGUGGACAAGUGAUUUCUACAACAUUUCAUAUUCAGGUUGUAUUCCACAAGAGCUGUUGUUUUAUAUUUGGGUCAUCUUGUAUAAGAUCGUAA